UUGACACUUGCACUUACCUCUCUCUCAAGUGAUGUGUCUCCUCCAAUUUAUCGUCUUUAUUUAAACAUAUCGUAGUAUUAACUAAAUAAAAGUGAAGUUUUUAUAUUCAUGGUUAUACGUAGAAGUCUGUAGAAGAGCACACUAUGUCUCGACGUCGUCCUGGAACAGCAGGCUCAGUGCGAUCUACAUCUGCAAUCAACCCUCUAAGAGUCCGUCCCGGUAGUCGACCAGGUUCUGCUCGGGAGUGGUUCGAGGCAUAUAACCAACGGCGGAAUGAGGAAGCAUGGCGUCUUGAGGAAUGGAAGAACACUGUCAAUAGUUUGAAGAAAAAGGAAUGGCAGGCACAGUACUACACUGCUAUUGCUCAGCCAAAGCACAAAUGUGUCGAUGAAGAAGAGCUUCGUAAAAAGGAGGAGAAGGAGCGUAAACUGGCUGAUAGACGGGCCAGACUCACUCGUCUGUUUCAAGAAGAUGAGAGGCGAUAUCAGGAUGAGAGGGAGCAGAUAUACAGAGAAUCAAGACACAGAACUGUUCACCAUCAUAUUGUCUAUCCUGAGGUGGAGAUGCUGAAGUGUCGCCUAGAUGACCUAAAGAAGAAGAACCUUGAAGAGAGACAGAAAAUGACAGAAUCUCUUUCGUAUGAAAUCUGGAGACGAAACAGCCCACAAGUUAGACAAAUGGAGUCCGACCGAUUCAAUCACUUUGUGCAAGAGGCAUGGGUUGACCAGAGGCAGUGGAAGGAGGAUGAGAGACGGAAAAAAGCAGAGGAAGAUCGAAGAGCAGACAUUGAAGCAGCUGAGAGGCAGCGGAAAUUGGAAGAAGAGGAAAAGAAAACAGAAGCAGAGAAAUUGAAGAAGCAAGGAGAGUGGAAGGUCCAGCUUGAAGCUCAGAUUACAGAAAUUAAGGAAAGGGAAAAACACGAUGAUUUCCUGAGACAAGAGGAAGUUACGUUAGAGAGAGAGAAGCUUAGACUCCAUGAAAUUACCCAACGAAGGCUAAGACUGAAAGAUUUACGGCAGCGGAAAGAGUUAGAGUUGUUUUGGGCCAGACAGUAUCAACUGAAACUAAAGAAAAAAGCGGCAGACAUUCAACAGGAACUCUUGAGGAUGAGAAUAUCAUAGAGGACAUCUUAAGAGGGCUUCCGGAAGAUGAAGAUGAGCAGAUGAAGCAUCGAAGAAGCGAGGCUGAAUGGAUGAAGACUGUGCUGGGAGAACAGAGGAAGCUGGAGAGCAUGCGUGAGAAAGAGUAUGAGCUGCUGUUUAG
Messenger RNA from Penaeus chinensis, 1263 nucleotides. RefSeq names its product trichoplein keratin filament-binding protein-like. Lineage: Eukaryota; Metazoa; Arthropoda; Malacostraca; Decapoda; Penaeidae. Gene Ontology annotation, biological process: apoptotic process. Gene Ontology annotation, cellular component: keratin filament. The coding region runs from base 144 to 1121 and encodes 325 amino acids. The record is from RefSeq and is a predicted model, not a curated record. The transcript has 8 exons.